AUGGAGUCAGCCUUAUUCGUCAGUUAUAUACGGUUGACGGGACUUUCUCUUCAACAGCAGCUUGGCUUGCCUUUUUGCACAUCAUAUGCUGGAUCUAAAACUUGUCCCGAAGGAUUAAAAGUUACAUUUCAUGAAAUCCCAUCGAACGAACAACUGAGACAGAAGUGGUUAAAUGUUAUAUCACGACAAGGAAAUAAAAAAUAUUUACAGGCACAGCAUGAUAAAAAUGCUCUAAAAUUGAAGGCCUACGAAGAAGAUAAUCUGAUUGAAGCAGUAGGAAAAAUAGCAGCAUUAACUGAAACUGAAAACACUGGAGCAGUAUUUCUUGUUGACCAGGUUCUCAAUUUUGAUAAACGUUGCCCCAAAUGGAGUAAUGAUGUAAUUCGUGAAUGUAUUUUAUGUAAAGUUAAAUCACCAAAAGGUUAUGAUCAUGCUCGUGUUAGAAAGCGGCUUUGUUUGCCUUCGAUAUAA
Molecule: messenger RNA, 471 nt
Organism: Centruroides sculpturatus (bark scorpion)
Lineage: Eukaryota; Metazoa; Arthropoda; Arachnida; Scorpiones; Buthidae
Exons: 4
Coding region: 1-471 (156 amino acids)
Source: RefSeq, a predicted model, not a curated record